GAGGAGGAGGAUGGAGGCAGCGCAGCCCGCAACGCGUCGUCGUCACGGAAACGUAAUCUCUGUGUUUUCCUUUGAAUGAGGCGCGGCGGGCGGCUGCGGGAUUUUGGGAGUCCGACGACCGCAAGCUGGAAGGAAGAAAACAAAAAGUGGAUCACGGCAGCGGAAGGACACGAGACGUCGGCGCACGCACGCGGAGAAGAUGCCGUUCCACCACGUGACGGCGGGCCUGCUGUACAAAGGCAACUACCUGAGUCGCUCGCUCUCGGACGGCGACGCCGACGGCGACGUGCCGGCCAGCAUCUCCGUGGAGGAACUCCACGAGAUCCGGGAGGCCUUCGAAGUUCUGGAUCGCGACGGCAACGGUUUCAUCUCCAAGCAGGAGCUGGGAAUGGCCAUGCGCUCGCUGGGGUACAUGCCCAGCGAGGUGGAGCUCGCCAUCAUCAUGCAGCGGCUCGACAUGGACGGUGACGGCCAGGUGGACUUCGAGGAGUUCAUGACCAUCCUGGGACCAAAACUUCUCUCCUCCGAAACCAGAGAAGGUUUCUUGGGAAGCACCAUCGACAGCAUCUUCUGGCAGUUCGACAUGCAGAGGAUCACGCUGGAGGAGCUGAAGCACGUCCUCUUCUACGCUUUCCGAGACCACCUGACCAUGAAGGACAUCGAGAACAUCAUCAUCAACGAGGAGGAGAGCCUCAAGGAGAACGCGGGAAACUGCCAGACCGAAUUUGAAGGAGUUCACCCGUCCAAGAAGAACCGUCAGACGUGCGUGAGGAAGAGCCUGAUCUGCGCCUUCGCCAUGGCGUUCAUCAUCAGCGUCAUGCUGAUCGCAGCCAAUCAGAUGCUGAGGAACGGCAUGGAGUAGCCACGCCCACUGUGACACACGCACACGCACGCACACACACACAAAGUUUUUUUUUUCCUCGCACUCCACCCCUUUACUCCGACAGCAGGGACACUCAAGGGCUGACGUUACCCACAAUCCUCCUCUGUCCUCUUCCGACGACGCAAUAACGAGGCGCCGGGCGCGGGAAAGGAGCGCCGGACGGUUUGAAUGCGCGCGGACGGACGUGAAGGCGCGUCCGACCUGGCGGCCUCACGCCGGCGCUGAACCCUCGCGUGGUGGUCGCCUCGACGAAUGCUGGGAAACGUUGUUGUUGUUGUUUUUAUUGUGGGGAAAACAAUCUGUCAGUCCGGACGGUAAGCCUGCGAGCGAGCGGGGGAUCGAACGGGGAUCUCUUUGAGACAAGGACCCCGAACACCUCACGUCCUCACGAUCUUCUUUCUUGUCCACCUCCUCCUCCUCCUCCUCCAUCUGGGCGCGUCAAUGUUCUUCGCGUUUGUCGCCGUCUUCGUCUGACUUCCCGUCGGGUCUCGGCGACGCAAUCGCGUCGUCCCGUCUCGUCCGUCUGCGCGUUUCUGCUUGCGUCUUCUGUCCUGCUGAAUCGAUCGAUUAUUAUCGGUUAUUGAACAGACAAACGACCAUUCGCGCCUUUAGACAAUUUUGCGUCACCGGUGAAGCUCACGUUUGCGUUUCGGGAAGGCGGAGGCGGGAGGACGCCGACGUACCCGAGGCCAGAUUCGAACGCGGAACCGCUCACCUGCGAAGCACGUGUUCUAAACCACGAGGCUCGUUGGGCGAGCCGGAGACUCCGCCCCGGUUUUGCUCGCCAGCCAAUCGCAGGGCGCGUAUAGACACGUGACCAUCGCGCCGGCUCCCAGUGGGAAGUGAAACAGUCGAGAACAAAGAAAGGCAAGUGAAGGAGUUUGUUUGAAAGGAACUCAUCGCAAAUGUGUGGCGCAAUAGAACCAGAUCCAGACCCAAAACCCGGACCCAGACGUUCUUUUUGCUUGGAAUGGAACCUGCUCAACUUCUAUUCCAUUUUUUUGGUUUGUUUGUUUUUAAAUCCAUUCGCGAACUCGCCAAUUUUCACAAUCUUUUGCAAACUUUUUUUUGCCUUUUUCAGAACAAAGCUGCUUUUGGGCAAAACACUUAUUGGUGGAAUUUGCCUGCUUCAAGAUUUGUUGGGGUUCAUUUCUUUUUUCAAUGCAAUUACAAUUUGCAUCGAUUACUCGUGGAUUUUUGCUCGACCCAAUCGGGCCAAGUCCUUAUCUCCACUUUCUGCUCAUUAUGAUCCAAACUAUAACCCCAAUAAUGCCAAUUAGGUUGAAAGUCUAAAUCGUCUUAAAGCGGGACAGUGACGACACUUCAAACCUUUUCUUUGUUCCCUUUAUAUUUAUCUUAAUUGUAGAAUUUGUUUGCAGGCACUUGAGUUCUAAACAAACUUCAACAACAACAAAGUUCAGAUGACUUAAGUUUUUAAUUUUUUUAUUUAGUCCUGCAUUCUGAGUGUGAAAAUCCACAAUAAAUAAUCGAUUCCUUCGGGACUAAAUUAUAAUGCACACACGCACACACGUGUAUAUAUAUAGAGAGAUUUUAUUUUAUUUAUUUUUUUUUUUUCCUUCCGCUGCAGCACCCUGUUUCUUUGCCGCCCGCAGUCUCCAGUUGGAUAUAAAAUGUUUCUUCAACCUCCUCUUCCAAGUGCUGCGUUCAACGCCGCGCGGUUUUCGGAGGUUCAGAGUGUCGCGAACCUCCACACUCGUCAGCAAUAGAUGAAAAUCUACAAUAUGGAGACCGUAUUUUUAAGCGCUCCCACAUACUUGAAACACGACAAAACUUUUCAAGAAUAGAUUCUCUAAAUAAGAGCCAAAGUGCGAAGUUUACUGUAACACUGACACAUAAAACCCAAGAAUUAAACAUCGUAGAAGCAAACCAUAUCAUUUUGUUUAACGAAAGUCCGCGAGCUUAAUGCUACCGUGGAAUGCAAAACGCCAGAGACGGGCUAACGGAAAUUAGCAUAAGCGUCGUGGAGUAGAAAAGUGAAAGAAUGGUUGAAAUGGUGACGCAAGCAGGCUCUUCAAAUCCAGACCCUAACCCGAACCACUUGGGGGUCUCUGAGGCCCCCUGGUGGUGCGGGCGCCACACCUUCCCCGCACCUCCAAUAAGAAGGAAGAAGCCACGUGGUCUGGCUGACCGACGUCACGUGUUCCGUGUGACUUGUACGAGGUAACGAAACACUGUGACCGCACCGCAAUAGCAACACGCGUGCGCCGGGUGACGUCACUCUGACGCGGAAGGCGCGCAUGUCCAAGCCAUAAACGGGAUGACCAGCAAACUCUGUGCAAGGGCGCCCUCUCGUGGCUUCGUGUCGAUUCACACAAUAAUGGCAUUCAGGUCACAAACACGAUUAUCAGAGAUUUAAAUGGAACAAUUUCUUUAUUAUUGUCGUUACGAUACGAAACACUUGUAUGAGCACAAUAAUAAACAAUUUGUUACAUUAAUAAUAAUAAUAAUAAUACAGUGCGCAUUAUGACGAGAGGAUUUUUUAGUAUGAGAUGGUGUACCUAAUGAAGUGUCUAGCGAGAAGGACCAAGGGGCGGGCCAACAGGAGUUUGUGAAAGGUCACGUGGGCACCUGACGUCAUUUGGAGACAAACGGGGGGGAAGAAAGUUAAAAUGUUGAUGUAAAACAUGUAAAAUACUUUUAUAAUGUAAUAACAUAAUUGUCCUGUAUUCGUUAUUUAUGAUUGAAUUGUAAUGAAUGACCAAUUAUACAGUCAAACAAAUCAUUAAAUGUUAAAUGCAUGUGUAAAAGUUUAUUUUGACAAGAAUACGUUCUCAUUUUUGUUUAUUUGAUAAUCAAUAUAUUUAUAAUUCAUGAACCAAUGAUGUAUUUUAAAGAAGAAAAAAAGUUCUAUGCAUGUAUAAAAUAGUUAUUGAAAUAAUAUCAUAAUUCAUUCUCAUUUUGAGGUUAUUCAUAAAUAAUGUCAUUAUAAUUCAUUUUCCAAUUACGAACGAAAAGCAAAAUAACCCAUUUUAAAUGUUUGCGUGAAAUAGUUGAUUGGAGUCACGAAAUCGUCAUUCAUUCUGCUUCAACCUUUUCAGAAUUGGUCAUGACCAAAUCGAAGAAUGUAGCACUUUUGUUGCCUGCGGACGCGAAGUCUCGCGUGAGGAUGGCAAGAUGUGGGAACACGUGACGUUGCCGAGCGGGAACGUGGACACGCUCAACACAAAAUGGCAACCGAACGCACACGCUUCAACUUGUAAAUAGUCAACGUAUUCACGAUGUUGCAAUAAAUCUUGUUGUU
Phycodurus eques (leafy seadragon) is the source of this 4145-nucleotide messenger RNA. It is a transcript of the gene caln1, whose product is annotated as calneuron 1. The transcript is spliced from 6 exons. Gene Ontology annotation, molecular function: calcium ion binding. The record is from RefSeq and is a predicted model, not a curated record. Lineage: Eukaryota; Metazoa; Chordata; Actinopteri; Syngnathiformes; Syngnathidae. The coding region runs from base 200 to 862 and encodes 220 amino acids.